Molecule: messenger RNA, 2447 nt
Organism: Oryzias melastigma (Indian medaka)
Lineage: Eukaryota; Metazoa; Chordata; Actinopteri; Beloniformes; Adrianichthyidae
Gene: sox2
Product: SRY-box transcription factor 2
Exons: 1
Coding region: 582-1550 (322 amino acids)
Biological process (GO): anatomical structure morphogenesis; cell differentiation; regulation of DNA-templated transcription
Molecular function (GO): RNA polymerase II cis-regulatory region sequence-specific DNA binding; DNA-binding transcription factor activity, RNA polymerase II-specific
Source: RefSeq, a predicted model, not a curated record
AUAUGGGCAGCAGGAGCUGGAGUGUACGCCUGUGCCUCGCUGCGCUCCAGACUCCGCCCCUUUCCGACCACACGCUCUUCCAUUGGCGCGCGAGGCUGGCUCUGAUUGGUCAGGUCGAGGCCAUUUAUUCGCUGACAGCCCCUUCACAUGAAUGGUUGUCUAUUAACUUGUUCAAAAACUAUCUGGAGUUGUCAAGGCUCAGGCGGACAGAGGCGAAAAAGUACAGUUUGUUGAUGCUUUUUGCGAGCAGCCGCGGGAGAAGUUUUGUGGACACAACAUUGCCGGGACGUGUUGGGAGAAGGCUCUCUGUCACACACACUCACACACACACGCCGUGACACGCUGAGUGGGAGUGAGAGGGGGAGAGUGUGCGGAGACGCGCGGCUUGAUGCUCGUUGUUUUUGUCCAGAGAAAAGUUGCAAAGAAAAUCGACAGGUAACUGAAAGAAAGCUGCGCUCGUGCGCCUCUCUGUCUGCGCUCAGCUUCUGGAGUAAAGCUCCUUUUUUUUUUUUUUUUUUUAAAUUUUAUUUUUCCUAUUGUUUUCUGCCUGCUCGGGAGCAGCGAAAAGUAUUUUUUCCCUGAUGUAUAACAUGAUGGAGACUGAACUGAAGCCCCCUGCUCCCCAGACCAACACGGGGGGCACGGGCAACACCAACACGUCCGGCACCGGCACCAACCAGAAAAACAGCCCGGAGAGGGUCAAGAGACCCAUGAACGCCUUCAUGGUGUGGUCCCGAGGCCAGAGGAGGAAGAUGGCGCAAGAAAACCCCAAAAUGCACAACUCGGAGAUAAGCAAGAGGCUUGGUGCAGAGUGGAAACUUCUGUCCGAGAGCGAGAAGAGACCUUUCAUCGACGAAGCCAAGAGGCUGAGGGCCCUGCACAUGAAGGAGCACCCGGAUUACAAAUACCGGCCCCGGCGGAAAACCAAGACCCUCAUGAAGAAGGACAAAUACACCUUACCGGGCGGGCUGCUGGCUCCUGGAGGAAACGGUAUGGGCACCGGGGUCGGUGUCGGGGUAGGGGCCGGCCUGGGCGGUGGGGUGAACCAGCGGAUGGACAGCUACGCGGCGCACAUGAACGGCUGGACCAACGGGGGCUACGGCAUGAUGCAGGACCAGCUGAGCUACCAGCACGCGGGUCUGAACGCGCACAACCCUAGCCAGAUGCAGCCCAUGCACCGCUACGACAUGAGCGCGCUGCAGUACAACUCCAUGACCAGCUCCCAGAGCUACAUGAACGGCUCCCCGACCUACUCCAUGUCCUACUCCCAGCAAACCACGCCGGGGAUGACCGCCCUGGGCUCCAUGGGGCCCUCCUCGGUGGUGAAGUCCGAGUCCAGCAGCUCCAGCCCGCCCGUCGUCACCUCCUCGUCCCACCGGGCCGCCCCGGGCUGCCAAAGCGGGGAUCUGAGGGACAUGAUCAGCAUGUAUCUGCCCGGGGCGGAGGUCAGCGAGCAGACUGCCCAGACCAGGCUACACAUGUCCGGCCACUACCAGAGCACCGUGCCCGGGACGACGAUCAACGGCACGCUGCCGUUAACACACAUGUAAGGGACCAGAGCGCAAGAGGGGGGCAAAAACAGACUUUUAUAAAAGCAACUGUGGACUACUUCAUGUUGGACUAUUUUUGUACAGAAAAAAAAUGGGUGGGAAAAAGUUGUAUAGAAAUCUUCAAGAAAAAAGACAUUUUUUUUCUUUCCUUUUAUUCUAAGGAAGCAUAGAGGAACGGUAGAUCCCCUCUUCACUGGUGGAUGAAGUUUGGAAGACUAGAAAGUGGGAGUCGCAAUCAAAUGUUUUAUUAUUGCAAUCACCUUUUGUACAGUAUUUAUCAAAGAAACAUUACAAUCAGAUGAAAUUGUUUGUUAAACUGCAAGAGGUUGCAUCUUUAUUUUCAUUUUUUAUUAUUAUUAUAAUAAUUAUUAUUAUAUAUAAGGCAGGUUCUGCAGAUAAUAUUAAAAGUGGCAGAACUGGAAUAAUGGAAGUGAUCAGUUAUGCUUCCUAUAUUGAAAACAUUGGAAUAAAAAGGGACAAAAGAAGCAGGUAAUUCUUUUUUUUUCAUUUAAGGUCUAUAUUACUAAACAUUUUUUUUAUUUCAUUAAAAAUGUAAGACACUUCUUUUUUUGUCAUACAGUAUAAAUUUUAGAUUGUUAAUUUAUAUUUCCGUCUCCCACUUUUCAGCUGUUAGCGGUAUGACGCUUGUGCUCAUUAUUUUCUAAUUGAUUUGUAAAAUUUCUGUAUAUUUACUGUGAUAUUUUAAGUUUUAAUUUGAAAAAUUCAUUCCCGUAGUUGUAUUUUGAAAAACAUUGUGGCCUGUACGCAGAAGCCAACCACUCCAUGUAUAUAUUACCAGAACUAAUACCAUCCUUAUAACAGUUACAAUUUCAGCUGAGUAUAUUUUUCUUUCAAUAUGCAGUUUGAAAUGAAUAAAUUUUGGAAAUUUGGAUACUU